CUUUUGACAUCUUUUCGCUGUGCAUUCGCUUAUUGUUUUCAUUUCUGGAGGUUUCGUGGUUUUUGUGAAUUUUAUAAAAAAUUUAAAUACAUUAAUUGUUCUUUGCAAUAAAGUGAAAUCUGCAAACCCUUGAGCAUAGGUGCCGCAAUCAAAAUAAGUAAAAAAUGCCGCCAACUAUCAUUAGUACGACGGUAAAUGCCGACAAGCGGCCGCUUCGCCCUGCUGAACGCAAAUCUGAAUUAAUUUGCCGCGUGAAAUACGGCAAUAGUUUGCCCGACAUCCCUUUUGACUUGAAAUUUCUGCAGUAUCCGUUUGACAGUAAUCGCUUUGUGCAAUAUAAUCCCACUUCCCUGGAGCGCAACUAUAAAUAUGAAGUGCUCACUGAACAUGACUUGGGUGUUACAAUUGACUUAAUUAAUCGCGAUCUUUAUCAAGCCGAUCCAUAUGCUCAACUUGACCCAGCCGACGAAAGACUACUGGAGGAAGAUGUGCAUACGCCACAUGAUUCGAUGCGUUCUCGCCAGCAUUCGCGUAGUGUUUCGUGGUUGCGUAAAUCAGAAUAUAUUUCGACUGAACAGACGCGCUUCCAACCGCAAAAUCUUGAAAAUAUAGAAGCUAAGGUUGGUUACAAUGUUAAGAAGUCUCUACGUGAGGAGACCUUGUACCUAGAUCGUGAUGCACAAGUUAAGGCUAUCGAGAAAACAUUCAACGAUUCUAAGCAAGAAAUCACCAAGCACUACUCCAAACCGAAUGUGGUACCCGUCGAAGUACUGUCUGUGUAUCCAGAUUUCAAGAAUUGGAAGUAUCCAUGUGCCCAGGUUAUUUUCGACAGCGAUCCGGCACCUGCUGGCAAGAAUGUACCAGCACAAUUAGAGGAGAUGUCACAAGCCAUGAUUCGUGGUGUGAUGGACGAAAGUGGCGAGCAAUUCGUUGCCUAUUUCCUACCCACAGAGGAAACUUUAGACAAGCGACGUAAUGAUUUUACCGAAAAUAUACUGUACAAGGAUGAUGAAGAUUACGAGUACAAAAUUGCACGUGAAUAUAACUGGAAUGUUAAAAGUAAAGCGUCUAAGGGUUACGAAGAAAAUUACUUCUUCGUUGUACGUCAAGAUGGUGUAUUCUACAAUGAGCUGGAGACGCGCGUGCGUCUCAAUAAGCGCCGUGUGAAAGCAGGACAACAGCCAAGCAACACCAAAUUAGUGGUAAAACAUCGUCCACUUGACUCCAAUGAGCAUCGCAUGCAACGUUACCGUGAGCGCCAACUGGAACCACCCGGCGACGAGGAAGAGGAAGAAAUGGAAGAAGAAGAGGAAGAGGAGGAACAAAUUACUACGCAAGCAACAAACGAUAAUGAGAACAAUAAAGACAGUCAGGGCGGUGAAGGAGAGGAAUCGGAAAUUGAUAAUGCCGAAGCUGCACAGAAGGCCAAGGAUCGCCAGUCACGCUCACGUUCUAAAUCGCAUGCGAAAUCUCGUUCUGUUUCAGGGUCACGAUCCGGUUCUGUCUCACGUUCAGGUUCAGGUUCUCGCGCUUCCCAUUCGCGUUCCCGUUCGCGAUCCAAAUCAGGCAGUCGCAGUCGUAGUGGCUCUCGUUCGACAGCACACUCACAUUCUCGAUCACGUUCUGCAUCUAAAUCACCAUCACGUUCUCGUUCUGCCACUCCAGCUGGUUCCCAUAAAUCCGCUUCACAUUCUCGAUCCGCUUCACGCUCACAAUCGCGUUCUGCAAGCCGUUCACGCUCGCCCUCGGGCUCUCGUUCCCGUUCCGCCUCGCAAUCACAUUCACCAUCAAAAACCCCAGCACGUUCGCGUUCACGCUCCCACUCUGGCACACGUUCACGCUCUCGCAGCGCAUCUGGAUCACGCUCCGGUUCAGCAUCACGUACUCCAUCACGUUCAGGCAGUGCUACCCCGAGUGGUUCCGGCAGCGGCUCCGGUAGUGAAUCAGAAGCCGAGCAAUAAAUACUACUUAAAAAUUGAAAUAAAGAAAGUUACGGCAUAUGCUCUAAAUUUUACGAUUUUCGAAUGGA
Messenger RNA from Rhagoletis pomonella (apple maggot), 2029 nucleotides. RefSeq names its product RNA polymerase II-associated factor 1 homolog (gene atms). Lineage: Eukaryota; Metazoa; Arthropoda; Insecta; Diptera; Tephritidae. The record is from RefSeq and is a predicted model, not a curated record. Gene Ontology annotation, biological process: transcription elongation by RNA polymerase II. The coding region runs from base 165 to 1961 and encodes 598 amino acids. Gene Ontology annotation, molecular function: chromatin binding; RNA polymerase II complex binding. Gene Ontology annotation, cellular component: Cdc73/Paf1 complex. The transcript is spliced from 3 exons.